This is a messenger RNA of Syngnathoides biaculeatus (alligator pipefish), 3406 nucleotides long. It is a transcript of the gene lsg1, whose product is annotated as large 60S subunit nuclear export GTPase 1. The record is from RefSeq and is a predicted model, not a curated record. Bases 332 to 2233 code for a protein of 633 amino acids. Gene Ontology annotation, cellular component: cytosol. The transcript has 14 exons. Gene Ontology annotation, molecular function: GTPase activity; GTP binding. Gene Ontology annotation, biological process: ribosomal subunit export from nucleus. NCBI's taxonomy places the organism in Eukaryota, Metazoa, Chordata, Actinopteri, Syngnathiformes, Syngnathidae.
UCAGGACAUCUUUGAGAGUUGGACACACUUUAGAGUUGUUCCAUAACUGCGUAACUCGGGUUAACUGCAAAAUAAAUGAUAUGCAUCUGUUAUUAUGUAAGAUAUUUGGCGAUUAAACAUAAAUAGGAAAAAUAUUCCGCGUAAUAUGGGAUUAUAAAAAAAAUACAUCAAAUUUGUAAUGGCCAGAGUGUUAACGGAAUUGGUUUGUUCCAUUUCCGGUUCUUCCGACAACAACUCAGUGCACAUGUAAAUCAAUUCAUGGCGUCUUCUCGCUUAUUUAAAGCUAGAUAAAAUUCAUUUUGAGGAGUGAAGUGUAUCUGUGAAAGCUGUUAUGGGUAAGAAGAAGGCUGGAGGACUUGGGAGAGCUCUAAUGAAGGAGAAAUUUCAGACAAGCCGAGGCCACAAGAGGGGCGACUCAUGGUUGCACACCAGUGAGCUGAAUGAUGGGUAUGACUGGGGACGGUUAAAUCUUCAGUCAGUGACUGAACAGAGUUCCAUGGAUGACUUUUUGGCUACUGCGGAACUAGCAGGAACAGAGUUUGUAGCAGAGAAGCUCAACAUCAAGUUUGUACCAGCAGAAGCUAGAGCAGGUUUAUUGACACCUGAGGAGAAAAAACGACUGAAGAACCUUCAUGAAGACAACAAGCAUUUUCUCAAAAUCCCUCGACGCCCUCAUUGGGAUGAAAGUACCAGUCCAGAGGCCCUGCAGCUGGCAGAAAAGGACAGCUUCCUUGUGUGGAGGAGAGAGCUUGCAAAGCUCGAAGAGGAACAGAAGUUGUGUCUUACUCCAUUUGAGAGGAAUUUAGAGUUCUGGAGGCAGCUGUGGAGAGUCAUUGAGAGGAGUGACGUUGUUGUUCAGAUUGUGGAUGCCAGAAAUCCGUCAUUGUUCAGAUGUCCUGACCUAGAGCUUUAUGUAAAAGAGGUGUCAGAAAAUAAGGUGAACAUGCUGCUGGUGAAUAAGGCAGACCUGCUAACCAGGAAGCAGAGGCAAGCCUGGGCCUCACACUUCGAGAAAGAAGGCCUGAGAGCAGUUUUCUGGUCCGCCCAUGCUGAAAGUGACAGGUUGGAUGCAGAGGAAAAGGGCAUGGAGGUGGUGCAACGAGAAUCUGGAGAGAGUGACCAGGAAGUUGGAGCACAGCCAGACAAUGAAAACCUGAACUUGAGGGGGGUGGAUUACAAGGAUGUGGAAGGAGAGGAGAGAGAUAACAGGGAGGAGCUGUGGGAAAAGAUAACUGUUGAGGAGGAGGAGGAAAAGGAGUGGGUAACCGCUUCUGAAGAUGAGGGGCAGGAAGAGGAGGAUAUUGUUGGGAAAUCGAGUCAGGCCCCCUUCCGUAAUUCUCCUCGCCUGUUGCACAAAGAGGAGUUGUUAGAGAUGUUCAAGAUGGUUCACAAUAGGCCCAGAUAUAAAGAAGGACAACUGACAGUCGGGCUGGUUGGUUAUCCUAAUGUGGGGAAGAGUUCAACUAUCAACACCAUUUUCAGGAACAAAAAAGUGUCAGUCUCUGCAACUCCUGGACACACAAAGCACUUUCAGACUUUAUUUGUGGAGCCGGGGCUGUGCCUGUGCGACUGCCCCGGUUUGGUUAUGCCCUCCUUUGUCUCCACCAAGGCAGAUAUGAUCUGCUCCGGGAUUCUCCCAAUUGACCAGAUGAGAGACCACGUACCUGCAGUCUCUCUCGUCUGCCAAACAAUCCCUCGGCAUGUCCUGGAGGGCACGUAUGGCAUCAACAUCAUCAGGCCACGAGAGGAUGAAGACCCCGACAGACACCCCACUUCAGAGGAACUGCUUAUGGCAUAUGGAUAUAUGAGGGGCUUUAUGACGUCGCAUGGCCAGCCUGAUCAGCCCAGAUCUGCUCGCUACAUCCUGAAGGAUUACGUCAAUGGAAAACUUCUGUACUGCCAUCCUCCUCCUCACGUAGAGGCUGAGGACUUCCAGCCACAGCACAGCAAAUUCCAAAGAAAUGAUGUGGAUAACUGUAACCUCACUUCGACAAGUAACAGAGGAAAAGUCAAGAGAAUUGAAAAUACAGUGGACAAGAACUUCUUUCAUGCGGAGAACGUACGCGCGCUCUCCAAAGGAGUCCAGGGUAUCAUGGGCUACAAACCAGGCAGCGGAAUCGUGGCUCUUGGAAAUGCCGGAAGGGAGUCCACAGAGGGAAAACCCUGGAAAAAACACGGCAACAGGAACAAGAAGGAGAAAGUGCGUCGGCUUAAUAAGCAUCUUGAUGCCUGAUCAUUAAAACAGGAAGCACUAAUGUCAGAUAGAAAUUAGUGCGAAUGGGAUGGAAAAACACUCAAACUGUGCUAUUAAUGCUUUGGGGAACUGGAUCUCUAUGUUGUUGAAGGCUUCAUAAUCCUAAAGAUCCCUUGAUGUUAACUAAUGGCAAAUGUCAUCUAUGAUGGACUGUUAUAGUGCCAUGAAAAAGUAUUUGCCCCUUCCUUGUUUCUGUUUUUUUUUCUUUUCAUAUCUAUCACACACAAAUCUUUCAAAUCAUCAAACCAAUUUUAAUAUCACUCAAAGACAAUCCAAGGAAAUACUAAAUGCAGUUUUCAAAUGACAAAUUUAUGAAGGCACAAAAAAAAAAACUAUUCUGAUCCUCUGUGAAAAAGUAAAUGCCUCCUGAACCUAAUAACGGGUUGUGUUUCAGGAAUUUCUUGGGAUCUCCUGUGACUGGCUGGCGACCAGUUCGGGGUGUAGUCUGCCUUUGCCUGAAGUUAGCUGGGAUAGGCUCCAGCUCUUUCGCAGGAUAAAUGCAGAGGGGUUGCGUCAGGAAAGGCAUCCGGCGUAAAAAACUGCCAAACUAAUAUGAGCGUUCAUCUGAGAUGACAAGCUGUGACGACCCCUAACGGGAUAAGACGAAAGAAAUGCAUACAUACAUACAUUUGGAGGUAAUCAGGGUUGGGUGUGAUCUAUGAAAAUUAACCAGAAAUUAUGAUUGGCCACAAUUUAUUAAUUUACAAGGGGGUUAAUACUUUUUCACUGCACCGUAAGUGGUAAAACGUACAUACACAUUCUGAUUGAGUCCCUUUUCAGGCUAAACACAGGAGACACUAAGCCAGUGCUCCAUGUACUGUAUACAGUAAAUACAUUUUUAAGAAGCAUUUUACAUACUAUUUAUUGUAUUGAACCUUUUUUUUUUAAAUCUUUGUAGAAAUUCCAAUAUAUUAAAAUACAAACCUUGACAAAAAUUGGUAUAAAAAUGAGAUGUUUUUUUAGUAAAGUAGAAAAGCAAAACUAACAAGCACAACCAAAAAAUGGACAAAGUUUGUAAGGAAGGUACUUUUCAUUCAAAGUCCAUUCGUGAUUAAUCAAAUUAUUGUAGUAUGAAUAUUUUUUUUUUUUUACAAGAAAUAUUUGUGGAUUUGGAGAUUCUCAUUUUGUGUGAAUAAAAUUUGCCAAUUAGUA